UGCUUCCACCACAAUGUCAACAUUAGCUGGGGCCCGCAACGCUGUUGUGAGGAAUUCAACUUUCAAUGACCACUCUACGAACAUCCACCACCACAUCCACAUGAUCGGGAUGGAUGAUUUUGAGUUGCUAGACAAAAAGCUUCCUCGCGCCCACCGUGCUCAUUACAAUGCUAACUCACCCGCGCAGCGAAACGGUUGUCUCGAGAAUACGCGCGAGGCGAUCUUGGCUGAACUUGUCACCUGGGCAGGUGACCACAUGUCAAACAAGAUUUAUUGGCUUAGCGGAAUGGCUGGGACUGGCAAGACUACCAUUGCGUACUCGUUCUGUGAGAUCCUCAGUUCUAAGCGCAUGCUUGCUGCAAACUUCUUUUGCUCCCGUCUUGAGGCUGAAAGCAGCAAUGUCGUCCACAUCUUUCCCACUAUUGCUCAUCAGCUUGCUCGUCGCUUUCCUGUUGUAUCUUCUGCGCUGGUAGCCACGAUCCGAGAUGACCCUGAUGUUGGCUAUAAGAUAGUUCAGCAAAACUUUAAGGACCUCAUUGUUCAGCCACUCAGAGCUGCUGCUGCUGAUUUUGAGGGGACAUCCUUUGUUGUGGUUAUUGAUGCUCUGGAUGAGUGUACCAGCCAAUCUCAGGUUGCUGAUUUGCUUCUGGCUAUUGCGAGACAUGCUUCUUCACUUCCCCUGAAGUUUUUUGUAACUAGUCGUCCUGAGAAGGACAUUCGUAAGACUUUCAAGCGACGUGGCUUUGGGGACUUCGACAACUUUAUUCUUCAUGAUGUUGAGAGAGAUGUUGUCAGCUCAGACAUUGAGCUUUACACUAGAUAUCGCCUCACUGACAUUGCAGAUGGACGUAGUGACUUGAUGGAUGAUGAUGAAUGGCCUCCGGAAUCUCAGGUUAAAGCUCUUGUUACUCUAUCUGGAAGCUUGUUUAUUUAUGCUGCAACUGCAUGCAGUCAUAUUGCUGCUGGAGUUGAUCUUCGUGCUCGUCUUACUAUGAUAACUGAUACCUUAUCUGGAACAACAAAGGAUGGAACCAUAUCACUGGAUGCUUUGUACAGCAGCAUUCUGGCUGCAGCAUAUAAAAAUGCUAACCAAAUGGAGAGAGAGGAAAUUCAGAAGGUUCUCUAUGCUGUUAUUCAUGCUCUGGAUCCAUUGUCCAUCAACAGUCUCAGUCAAUUGUUAAGGAUGACUACUGGAGAAAUUCAGUCUGCUUUGUCCUGUCUCCACUCUUUGAUCUGUGUUCCACGUAACAAAGAUCUGAAUGACCCAAUUACAACAUUCCAUUCCUCAUUUCCUGAUUUUGUAAAUGAUCAUUCUCGCUCUGGAGAUUAUCACCUUGACCCUACUACAUCACAUCAAUUACUUUCUUUGGAUUGCCUUGAAUUAAUGGAAGGCUCCUUUCAGUCCAAGGAAAUUGUUUCUUACCUCAGAGAGAGGAAUCAGACUGAUAUUCCUCAGAGUCUCUCAUAUGCUGCUACUUUCUGGGCUUCUCAUCUUGCAAGUAGUCAAGAAAGGGAUGACAAGACUCCAGUGUUUUAUAUCCUCUCCUAUAAGUUCUUCCAAACAAGAGCUUCACAGUGGAUUGACUGCUCAAGUAUAAUUGGGCAGGUAGAGAGGACUGUGAAUGACCUUCGGGAGAUAGAGAAAUGGGCUGAGUCCCAGCCAUUAUUGAAUGACUGGGCAAGAGAUGUUAGACGAUUCAUGACAGAAAAUAUGGAAUUUAUAAGCUCUCAGAGUCUUGAAGGUUACUCUGCUCCUUUUCUAUGGCUACCAGAGAAAUCAUACAUGAAGCAAAAAUAUGAGUCUGAAAGACCUUCUCCAUGGAAGUUAAUUCUAGGGCAACGGCACACCUGGGAUGCCUGUGAAGCCAUCUUGACAGGGCACUCAGCACCUGUAGUCUCUGUUGCCUACUCACCUGAUGGCAAACACAUUGUUUCUGGUGCAAGAGACAACAUAAUUCGCUUAUGGAAUGCUGUAACAGGGGAACCUGAGGCAGAACUGACUGGACAUUCUAGCUGGGUCACAUCUGUUGCUUUUUCUCCUGAUGGGGCUCAUAUAGCCUCAGCAUCAGGUGAUAGAACUAUUUGUAGUUGGAACCCUGAAACAGGGGAGUUUGAGUCACAGUUAAAAGUUCAUCCAACAUUUGUGAGGUCUGUAAGUUUCUCCCCUGAUGGAAGACAUGGUGUUUCUGGGUUAAAUGAAAAUUCAAUCUGUAUCUGGAAUACUGUAACAGCAGAGUCUGAGGUAGAACUCAAAGGCCAUUCUAACUGGGUAGAAUCUGUGGCUUUUUCUUCCAAUGGAAAAUAUGUAGUGUCUGGUUCUCAUGAUCACACUGUACGAGUCUGGAAUUCUGUAACAGGAUAUCCUGAAGCAAACUUAAAAGGGCAUUCAAGCUGGGUAGUGUCUGUUGCAUUCUCACCUGAUGGGAACCACAUUGUGUCUGGGUCCUCUGACAACAGUAUCCGGAUUUGGAAUGCCACAACCUGGGAGACUGAAGCAGAAUUGAAGGGACACUCAAAUGGAGUCAAUUCAGUUGCAUACUCCUCAGAUGGGAGACGCAUAGUAUCUGCUUCAGAUGAUAGCACAGUUUGUCUAUGGAAUGCCCUUACAGGAGAGCUUGAGGCAACACUAAGGGGUCAUGCAAGCUGGGUAGCUUCAGCUGUCUUCUCUCCAAAUGGAGCACAUGUGACAUCAACUUCUGGAGAUAAAACUGUACGGAUCUGGAAUUCUUUGCCAGAAGAAUCUGAUAUAAUUUUGAAGGGUCACUCAACUUAUAUCAGAUCAGUUGCUUUCUCCUUAAAUGGGACUUACAUAGUGUCUGGGUCAGAUGACUGCAAAAUUUACAUCUGGAAUAUAGCAUCAAGCAGUCCAGAGGCACAGUUAAUUGGCCAUUCAAGUUCAGUAAUAACUGUUGCCUUUUCUCCAGAUGGUACCCAUGUCAUAUCUGGAUCAAGUGAUAAUAUUGUUUGCAUUUGGAAUGUUGCAACUAGAAAGGCUGUGAUGGAGCUAUAUGGUCAUUUGAACUAUGUAAGAGCUGUUGCUUGUUCUCCUGAUGGAAAGCUUGUAGCAUCAGGAUCUCAUGACAAUACAAUCAGAAUAUGGGAUGCAGAAACAGGGACACUCAAUGCUGUUUUGACUGGACAUAGUGCAGCUGUAACAGGCCUUGCUUUUUCUUCUGAUGGAGGCUUAUUUGUCUCCGCAUCAGAUGAUGGGACUCUCUGUAUCUGGGAUUUAGCCACUAGACAGCCCAAAAGAAGGUUGUCAGGACAUCAGAGUUCUGUAAAUUCUGUUGCAUACUCUUCAGAUGGAUUGUACAUCAUUUCUGGAUCAUCUGACUCUACAAUAUGUAUAUGGAGUGUAGAAACAGGAAAACCUACAUUGAAGCUGAAGGGUAACUCAGGAUGGGUGAAUACUGUUGCAUUUUCUCCUGAUGGAAAACUUGUGGUAUAUGCAUCUGGAAGCAAAGAAAUUUCCAUUUGUGAUGCAAAAACAGGAGAACAUAUGGCAGAGCUUGAGGGUCAUUCGGAAGCUGUAACAUCUAUUAACUUCUCUCCCAAUGGAAAGUAUCUUGUCUCCGGAUCAAGUGACAAAACCAUUCGCAUCUGGGAUAUGUUAGCAUGUGAGACCAAGAUGGAGCUGAAGGGACAUUUAAAUUGGGUUGCAUCUGUUGCCUUCUCACCUGACGGAAGCCACAUUGUCUCUGGAUGUCAUGACCAUACUGUUCGUGUCUGGGACAUUAUGACAGGUUUGUGUGAAGCAGAAUUCAAAGACCAUUCUGGCCAGGUAUAUGCAGCUGCUUAUUUCCCUGAUGGACAGCAUGUUAUAUCAGGGUCAGAUGAUCGUAUGGUCCGAAAAUGGAAUAUUAUGACUGGUGAAUGCAUGAUAUUUGCAGAAAAUCAUCUGUUACCAAAUGGCACCAAUGUUCACCAUCGUCCAUUUGGAGACUUCUACUUAUCACCCCCAGUUCUAUUUCCUCACAAUCAAUUGUCACUGGAUGACACUGGUGAAUGGAUUAAUCACAUAAAAUCCACUAAAAAAUGUUGGAUCCCACCUUUAUUUCGACAGCCAAGUGCCAUUGCCCAUCACACUUCUAUGAUUUGCUUAGGAUAUGAAACAGGAGAGGUCAUUGCAUUGCAACUGAACCACAAAGGGUAG
Laccaria bicolor S238N-H82 is the source of this 4153-nucleotide messenger RNA. RefSeq lists its product as uncharacterized. The record is from RefSeq and is a predicted model, not a curated record. The transcript has 5 exons. Gene Ontology annotation, molecular function: protein binding. Bases 14 to 4153 code for a protein of 1379 amino acids. Lineage: Eukaryota; Fungi; Basidiomycota; Agaricomycetes; Agaricales; Hydnangiaceae.